AUGGGAAGGUCACCGUGUUGCGAGAAAGCUCACACAAACAAAGGAGCAUGGACCAAAGAAGAAGACGAGAGGCUCAUAGCAUACAUUAAAGCUCACGGCGAAGGCUGCUGGAGAUCUCUCCCUAAAGCCGCCGGCCUUCUCCGGUGUGGCAAAAGCUGCCGUCUCCGCUGGAUCAACUAUCUCCGGCCUGACCUUAAGCGCGGCAACUUCACCGAGGAAGAGGACGAGCUCAUCAUCAAGCUCCAUAGCCUUCUUGGCAACAAAUGGUCGCUUAUUGCCGGGAGAUUACCGGGAAGAACAGAUAACGAGAUAAAGAACUAUUGGAACACACAUAUUCGAAGAAAGCUUAUAAACCGAGGGAUUGAUCCAACGACUCAUAGACCAAUCCUAGAAUCAUCAGCUUCUCAUGAUUCUAAACCUACUCAGCUAGAACCAAUCACGAGUAACACCAUUAAUAUCUCCUUCUCUUCUGCUCCCAAGGUCGAAACUUUCCAGGAGAGCUUGAGUUUUCUUGGAAAAUCAGAGAAAGUCUCAAUGCUCACGUUCAAAGAGGAAAAAGAUGAGUGCCCAAUCCAAGCAAAUUUCCCAGACUUGAAUCUCGAGCUUAGAAUCAGUCUUCCUGAUGUUCGUCAAGGCUUGGUGGGAGAGGGAAAUUCAUCAACGCCGCGUUGUUUCAAGUGCAGCAUAGGGAUGAUAAAUGGCAUGGAGUGCAGAUGCGGAAGAAUGAGAUGCGAAGGUACCACCGGCGGCGGUGACGUCACCAACGGAUUUGACUUUUUAGGGUUGGCAAAGAAAGAUACCUCUUCUCUUUUAGGUUUUAGAAGCUUGGAGAUGAUAUAA
Messenger RNA from Microthlaspi erraticum, 840 nucleotides. The record is from the annotation of a GenBank genome assembly. Lineage: Eukaryota; Viridiplantae; Streptophyta; Magnoliopsida; Brassicales; Brassicaceae.